Messenger RNA from Mycena citricolor, 4608 nucleotides. NCBI's taxonomy places the organism in Eukaryota, Fungi, Basidiomycota, Agaricomycetes, Agaricales, Mycenaceae. The record is from the annotation of a GenBank genome assembly.
AUCUUACCUCCCUCCCCCCACCUCCAGAGAGAUCCUCGUCCCUCCCGCCGGUGUGGGCCAGCAUAGCGAGUGCAAGGCAAGGUUUCACCAAAAAGGAGUGAUGCGCUAUUGACGUCACUGUCUUGCAUUCCAGCAUUUUCCAGGGACUUUGGUUCACUUUGGUCUCCCGUCGGCUUUCAUCCCCUUGCCAGCCAGCUCCCUGCACAUCUCUCCCGUCCCAGCGGCGCGCGUGCCAUCCUCCCCACCGUCAUCUUUCACGAGUGGUCUUUGUGUAUCUACCUUAGGAUGCCCUACAGCAACCCCUCGCAUGCCCCCGUCCAAGCGCUCUCGGCUCCCACUUCCGCAGCGGGGGCUGGAAGACCGAAUCACCGCCGUGCAUGGACGCACCACUCGUACACCUUCGCGGCAGACACGGGCUCGUCCGGCGCCUUCGCCAGUCUGGGCUCUCUCCCGCGUCGCCAACCUGUGGCCCGGCCGCGCUUCCAUCUUCAUCAGGAAGACGAAAGUGACAACACGUCGAGUGAUACCGACGAGGGUUCACGGCAUGCGGCUGCUGGCGUGGAGGAGGAUGAUGAGGAUGGAUCACCGCCUCCGCUCAAGUUACGUGUAGGCGGCGCAUUCAAGCUUACGCCACCUACUCCUCCUGGACUGGUGCACCGGCAUACGCACCACGGGCAUGUUCCAACGCAUGGGCCUCAGAAACGCUCCCCUCUCGGCUCACCGCGAGUGUCGCCAACGCCUUCUUCCGCGCAGCUUCAAUCACAACAGCAAGCCCCGCCUCGGACCGAAAAGGAGAAGCUUGCCGUGGACGUGACAGCUGUUCCGUUUCCCCGCUCCUCACCUCUGUCGUCCCCCUUCCCAGGAGUGGAAUCGCCCACCAUUGCUGAAGCCCCGGCAAGGCCGUCCCUUCCGCCACGCACCUCGUCUCACCCUAUCAUUUUGUCGAACGGCAAGCCGCUGAAAUCAUCCCUGAAAGGGUCUAGGUCCAGCUCCACGCCCAACAUCCCGGCAGUCCACCUCCGUUCACGAUCGGCGCCAGCGACUCCAUCCCUAUCAUCAUCGUCUCUCUCUGAGCCGGGAACCCCGGAUGAAGAUGCAUGGGAGACCGCCAGCCAGGACUCGAGCACGCCCAAGGUGGUGCAUUUCCCGGAUGCCGGGCUCGAGACGGUUCUCUUGUUCAAGCGGAGCGCGAGACCGGCGAGCGUCAGCUUGCCGAUUGAGGACGAGACUGAGACCGAGACGGAUACUGAUCGCGACCUUCCGCGCUGGGCUGGUGGAAUCGUCGUCAAUGGCCCUCCCACUCGCAAGACUUCCGCCAAGAGCCCGCUGGGUCCUGGACAGGAUGCAGAGGGCUUGGCUUGGCGAUAUGUCAUUCAUGCGCCGGAUGUGGGCACUCGCAAGAUGGCGGAAGACAUGGUUCGUCUGGAGAAACUGGAUCUGGUCGUACCUGGCGAGGAUGGUUCCAUCUCGCUCUCUGGCACUUUGGUCGCCCGCAACGCGAUGUUUGAAAAGCAUCUGUUUGUGCGGUUCACACUCGACGCGUGGGCGACUACCUCGGAAGUCCGCGCGUCGUGGAUGGAGGCUCUCCCCCACGUAGCUGAUGAGCCUGGGCCGAACUGGGACCGCUUCUCGUUCAGCAUCCGGCUCACGGAUUACGCUUCGGCGACGCCGCGAGGUGUGUUCCCGCCCUUGCCCCCGCCUGGAACAACGCGGGUCUUGAGCGGGGAAAAGAUGAGCGCUCUCGGCGAAGGCCGAGUCGGUCGCGGGCUGGCGGGACGGAGCAUAGUGCUCGUUGUCAGGUACUGGACACCCUGGGUCGACGCAGCUGGUGUCGCGCCUUACCAAUGGGUGAAAAACUCCCUGGCGUACCCUGAAUCCGAGGCGAUCAAGUCUGCGGUAGAACCGAGCAGCCAUUCGGUGCCGGGCAAGUGGAUCGGGACUGGAGGCGCUGGUCCUGGCGAGUGGUGGGACAACAAUGGGGGGAAAAACUACGAAGUCGGGUUCAUUGUUGAGCAUGUGUCGAAACCCCUCGCUGUUCAAAAUGCGAUUCCGUUCCCGAGUGCGCCUGAGGAGGCACAACAUCAGCACGAACUUAUCAACGGGCAUCCUGUUUCUCCCGUUGCGUCGUCGCUGAGGGCACUGCCGAUCAAGGUCCCCUCGGACCCGCCUCCUCCACCGGCACGCACGGCUCAUGCACAGGCCCUUGCGGCCAAGCUCGGCCGGCUCAACUUGCGGAACUAUGCAGCGCCAUCAUCCAUCGCUCGGUCCAGUUCAUUGCCGGGCGGAUGGUCACCCGCACAGUCGCACCUGCCGCCGCCUCAGGUGCACUCGCCGCCUGCAAAGCAGGCGGAGACUGGCAGCGGCAGCCUGCCUCGUUUCUGGCCAUGGGCGCCGAGCACGUCAGCCCCGGUCCCAUCUCUGCCCGCUGUCACACCCGAGACGGUGGCACGAGAGGCAUCGACGGAUUCGGUGUCUUCGUCUGCGGACUCGAGCGACGAGGAAGACGCGCCUGGCAAGACAGAAGCAGCAGAACCAGAUACACCGCCGACGUCGCCACUGGGUGCAGCAGGUCUCUUGCCCGCUAUUGAUAGUCUCAGCAUGCCUGGACUCGACUCGGACGCAGGUUCUAUCAGCUCGGCUUCGAGUUCACCACCGAUGUCGUCCUCGCCGCCAUCUCGUUUCUGGAGCAUGGGUACAUCUGAUCCUGCGGCUACACCGAUGAACAGCAGGUCGCCGACGGAAAACCUGACACCGCUGGGAAGCCCGCUGUCGCCCGGUGUCGCGGAUUCGUCAUCCAGCCUUUACGAAGCGUUUGUGAAGCAAUGGUGUUUCGCAGGGACCCCCUCAUGAACACUCACGACCGAUCUCACGGCACGGCACGACAAAAGGCCCCCGACAUAUACGGAAACGCGUGGCCACUUUCUUGAAAAAAAAACCACCAUGCUUUUAACCGCUUUCCCAUGCGAUGCAUCUUGUUGUGUUGUGUACAUUUUUACUGUCCUUACCUCACGGCCACCCUCACCCUCAUCAUCCUUCAUCUUCGUCGUCUGAUUUAUCUUCUCCGUUGCCUGUUACGGGCGAUCGGAGCGUGUACAUUACUGUAAGUGUUACCUACCUAGCUACCGUCCUACCAUAUCAUGACACGCACCCACGGACACGCGCACGGACACGUACGAGGCAUGCAUAGCACGGAUACAACCACAUUUAGAUCGUGUGUCCCAGAAAAGGCUGCUACAUAUACAUACUUAGACAUCAUUGUUGUACCUACCACGAACGCAGCAGCGUAUUUAUUCGUCUUUAUCCCCCUUUAGAGUUGCUUUUACGUAGGGGUAUUGAACAUCUCGGAGAGUUGCAUUCGCGAUGCGAUGGAAGAGCGUGUAUGGAUCAGAAUGUACGGUACCGUAACGUACAUGACGAGAGCGAAGCCGAGACAUGGUUCUUCCCAUUCGACAUCCGUUUGCAUUGGCAAAGUGUUCUGUCAGAAGCUGUGCGUGCGCGUCCCACGCCCCGCCACGGCCGGGAUCUGAUGAGAUGAAUGUGCGACGACGGGGGCUUGUGGAUGUGGAGUUGAUUGACAGACGUGUAGGCCGGAGGAUGACAAUGUCCGUUUUCCGUUGGGCGCGGCAGCGGCGGCUCCGGCAGAUACUUCAAGGUGGGACUGUAUACUUGUAGCCAUACGGAGGGAGGUUCGGCCGACGAUCCGCAGAGAAAGAGAGUCCCACGCCGUGCGAUGGGCAUGUUGGUGCCGGGUCGUUUGCUCGGAUGAGGUGGCCUUUAGAUGCGCAGCAGCGGAUGAUUGGAUUGCACAUAUCAUGCGACCAGGGGGGUCUCGGCUAUUCCGAUAUAUGCAUUGUAUGAGCGGACAGCGUGUGCAGUGUUAUUAUAAGAUAUCCCGACGAUCUUGGGAAACCAAUGAAUCUCGGAGUCCGAAAUAGUCUGUGUGAGCGUAGAUUGAGAGCGGCUCCGUUUGUAUCCCGAGCUCCCGGGGUGAGAGCUAGCCGGUGUACCGUAUCCGCAAUGGUUACAGAGUAACCGUUCGCGCGGCGGUAUCGAAAUGGGAGACGCGGGUGCACGCACAGUUUCCAGCCUGAGCUGAUGUCGGCUCCCAGAAGGGCAUGGCGUGGGACAACAUCCCUGACCCGUCGUCGUUCGCGGCCGUCGUACCCCGUCGAUUUAGCGACAACGCAGCGGUGAGCGGGCGGGCCCGCUUUCGUGUAUGGCCCAGGGUCGUGUAAGAAGGAUAGGAUCGCUGAGCAUCGCUGCUGGGUACUGCUGCGCUCCAGAGUUGACAGAGCGCGGCCUGUCCUUAAGCGCAGUCUACGCGGGGGGCUUGGGAGAUCGACGCGGAAGCUGCUCAGUGAUCAUGUCGGGGGCGCCGGCAGUUGAGGCCCCAGAGGCCAGGAUCUCUGCAACUCGCGCUCAGUGGUGGAACAUCGAACCCGCAUUGAAACCGUUUCCGCGGAGCUUUUGGGGACGGUCGUAAUUCCUUCUGAAAAGCUGAACCGCUGGCUUGUGAGAGGGUCGUGGUACCGAUCAAACGAGUCUAGUGUCACGCGUCGAACUAUUUGCCUUUGUUUCUUCGCGUCGCUUUACAUCACAUAUGAUUUU